AUGAUGGGUGUAGGGAAAUCCCAAAAGGGAAAAUUUUCCUUUUUGAAGAAAGGCCUCAAGGAAGGGUCAAGUCUUUACAACUUUUUAAAUGGGCUAUUUUGUGUUAGUGGAAUAUAUAUAUUUUUUUUAAUUUUUGGAUAUUAUCAAGAAAAAAUGCCAACUUUAGGAAAAGGAAGGGAUAAAUUUUAUUACAACAUAUUUUUAAUAUGCAUUUUAUGCUUAUCAAAUAGUUUGGGUAGUUUAUUAUCUAUAUUUACUAAAAGCAUGCUAAAUAAUGAGAAAUUUUUACGAAGUAUGAAAAAGAAUAUUGAUAAAUAUUUCAUAACACAAAUAAUGUUAAUAUCUAUUACAUAUUCUAUAGCAAUGAUAGCCACAAAUUAUUCAUUACGUCAUGUAAAUUUCCCAACUCAAGUUCUUGUAAAAUCGGGUAAAAUGAUACCAAUAAUAGUCGGAGGUUAUUUCUUUUUUGGAAAAAAGUAUCCAUAUUAUGAUUAUAUAUCUGUUUUUUUAAUUACAACGUCCUUAAUAAUAUUUAACCUACUAAAGACAAAAACCACAAAAGAAAUGCACCAAACAACCUUUGGAAUUUUACUUUUAUGCGUAUCAUUAUUAUGUGAUGGAUUAACAGGACCAAGACAAGAUAAAUUAUUGAGUAAAUAUAAUGUUAACUCAUUUAAUUUAAUGUUUUAUGUUAAUAUUUUUGCAUUUUUUUUUAACUUAGUAGCUUCAUUAUUAAUUGAAGGUGCAAAGCCAUAUGCAUUUUUAGCUAAAUAUCCAAGCUCUUAUUAUUAUAUAUUAGGAUUUUCAAUAAGUGGGACAUUAGGCCAAUUCUUUAUAUUUUAUUCUCUUAAAGUAUAUGGUAGUUUAUACACUAGUUUAUUUACAACACUUAGAAAAGCUUUAAGUACAGUUGUUUCAGUAUACAUGUUUGGUCACGUUUUGAAACCUUUGCAAUGGAUUUGCAUUGUUGUUAUAUUCUCAACACUUAUUAUACAAAACUAUUUGAAGAAGAAUGACAAAAAAUAUCAUAAAAAAAAUAUGUAA
This is a messenger RNA of Plasmodium vinckei vinckei, 1044 nucleotides long. RefSeq names its product UDP-galactose transporter, putative. Gene Ontology annotation, molecular function: UDP-galactose transmembrane transporter activity; UDP-glucose transmembrane transporter activity. Bases 1 to 1044 code for a protein of 347 amino acids. The record is from RefSeq and is a predicted model, not a curated record. Lineage: Eukaryota; Apicomplexa; Aconoidasida; Haemosporida; Plasmodiidae. Gene Ontology annotation, biological process: UDP-galactose transmembrane transport. The transcript has a single exon. Gene Ontology annotation, cellular component: endoplasmic reticulum membrane; Golgi membrane.